GGCGUCUCCGUGUCAGGAGAGCUGCCGAAAGUGACAGAACUGGAGGGAUGACAAGCUUUUACAGAAAGACGGAGAGAAAGACAGGAGAGGUUUUUCAGAGGAAAGGUUGGGACUUUCUUUAUUCUUUACAGAUGUGACCUAACAUCUUGCACGAUGUCGAAUGUGACGGGAGAGCAGCUGUUCUGCCCUCUGCUACAGGCCAUGAAGGAACACAGCCUCAACAAUAACACAAAGGCUAAUAUUGUGGUGGUUUGCAUUCACGGCCUUGUUUCCUGCCUGGGGAUUUUGGAGAAUGCCCUAAUCCUCUGGGUGGUGGGCUUCCGUCUUCGGCGCCGUACUGUGGCUUCUGUUUGGGUGCUUAACCUGGCCAUGUCUGACUUCUUGGCAACUCUGACCCUGCCACUCUUCACCUUCUACCUUAGCUCCUCACAUAGCUGGGAGCUUGGUGGCCCACUUUGCAAAGCACAGACUUCCAUCUUCUUCUUAAACAUGUUUGUGUCAGCAUUCCUGUUAGCAGCCAUUUCACUCGAUCGCUGCCUUAUAGUGGCCAAGCCGGUGUGGAGCCAGAAUCAUCGGUCAGUGGCCGGAGCGUGGAAGGUGUGUGCAUUGGGCUGGUUGUGGGCGGCAGUUAAUACAUUUCCAUACCUCCUGUUCCGCUCUGUGACUGAGAAACAGGAUGGGAGAAAACUGUGCUAUCACAAUUUUGCCUUGUAUUCAUCCCCUGGAGUAACUCUGGAGAGAGACUGCAAAGUGAGACAGGCAGCAACCGCUAUCUCCAAGUUGCUGGUUGCCUUCCUGUUCCCUCUGGUGGUGAUUGCUGGGAGCUACAUCCAAAUUGGUGUCAGUCUGAGGAAAAGGAGAAGGAGGAGGAAGCAGAGUGCCAGCAGGCUCACUGACGCAAUGAUUGUUUCAAACAACAACGGGGCAUCUGGAUCACCAAACACUCCUACAACCAUGAAAACCAAUAUCUUUCUCAAGCCUCCAUCCUCUGGUCCAUCUUUAGCUCUGACACCGACUGCCUUGUCCCCUUCUACUAAUCCCAGCCAGUUGUCGCAGAGCUUCACCAAGAUGGUGACAUUUGUAAUAGCAGCGUUUGCACUGUGCUGGGCUCCCUAUCACAUCUUCUGCAUGAUUGAAGUCACAGCCCAGUAUUGGCACAAGAAUCUGUACCUGGUGGAGGUCGGGCUUCCCUUGGCCACAACCUUUGCUUUCCUGAAUCCAGUGUUGAACCCCAUUCUGUACGCCUUCAGCUGCCCCAACUUUUGUGUGCGAAUACGACAGAGUCUGGGUGCAGUGUUUGACGGUCUGGUGGAAGAAGGAGGAGGCUUACUGAUGGUGCCAGGGAGAAAUUUAAGAGCUCAUAUCAGACGGAAGAGCAGUCGAGAUGUGAAUCUUGGAAUGCCAAAGGGUUCAUGUUCACCCUGUCCUUCUGACUUUCAACCCUCCUACCCACCACCUUCGCCCUCUAUUGGCCUCAGGGAGAUAUGCAUGGAGCGUACCAGACAAGGAUCGUACAGCGAGGUGGAACAGGAUUAGGACUCUCACUUAACUAAGAGAAAACAAUGCCAUUCUUAAAGAAAGUAGUGAAAAUACCAAAAGCUUGAAAAGUUCAUGUAAAAAUAAGGGGAAUUUUAAAUGAAGGCGUAGUGGCAAGAACGCCAAAGAGAACUCUAACCCUACUCACCAUUGAUUGUUUUCUUUCAAGAAAGCUCAGACUCUUGGAUUUUUGCCUUUGUGUUGCUUAAGCAUAAAGCUGAUGUUCCUUUAGCAUGUGAGAUAUCUUCAAAUGUACAUGUGGAGCUAAGCCAAUGCACCCUAUGAUCUAUGACUUCAAGAGUAAUGCCACUAAAAGCAUGUGGAAAGGGAAAUAGAAGCAUAUAUUGACACGAUGUUCUGCCAUGCUAACAGCACAGGGUAUGAAGGUUGGUCCACCCACCAUUUUGGUCAACUGAAGUAUUUCAACUAGAAUUGGAUGGUUUACUGGGAGAUUUGUUAAAAGCCUGUGGUUCAAAGCAGGAAAUCCAAUGUAUGGCCAUUUUCAAUUUUGUUGCUGAUAUAAACUGUGAUUUAUGAACAAAUAUAUCCUAAACAAAAUGGCGUUGUCAUUAACGUGGGAUGGAUUUUGUGUAUUUAUGUUUAUAAGUGUUUAAAGUUUAUAACUUAUGGUGGGGGGCCCGCAACAGUAUAACCAUAACUCACCUGGUAGCUUUUUAAGUCCAAACAGUCUUCCAGGGACACAUUAUUUCUUUGAAUAAAGUUUAUUUAGUUCAGAAAAUAUAGCAUAGAAUUGUUUCACUUCUCCAACAUUCAAAUUUCACGACCAAAUCAUAGUGCCCCUUUAAACUAUAUGAGCUCAUAUCAGCAGUUAUCUUAAGGCUGUACACUUCUAGUGUUUUUUCUUCAUUGCUUGACUCUAUCCCAGAUCCUGUAUUUUGUAUGUUUGAAUUUUGUCAAAAAUGUAAAACACAAUGCUGGAUUCACUUACUGCCAUACAUUUGAAUAAUUAUUAUUAUUAUGAGUUUUUUUCUGUCUGUAUUGCUUUCAUAUUGAAUUGAAAUGUUUUAGUAUGAAGACGUAGUCAUCCUAUGGUUGGCUUGUUUUAAGUUCAUUUUCUGUCACUUAAAGUCCUUUGAUUUCCUUGUCCUUUUAAUUUCUCAUCGUUUCCAAGUACAAUAUAUGAAAAUAAAAUAAAUGAAUGGCCUCUGAUUUAUCAAGGAGCACAGAAGGUUGAUUGAUAAAACCUAGCAGUUAUGGCAUGACUAAAAGAUAGUAAACCGUAAUGACUUAUCUGCUGCACUAUGGUAUUCAUGCUUGGUUUUUAGAUUUGGGGUCAUGCAGUGUCUAUGUUUUGCCACCAGAGAGCCCUAUAACACUGAUUAAAUAAACAACAGACAUGAUGUGAUACAACAGGACUGUGCAGGUCCUGUAAUCCAAGAGCACUUCAACUCUGAACUGAUGUAAAACCACGUUCCUGAGAUUGUGUUUCAUAUACAUUUUG
Messenger RNA from Labrus mixtus (cuckoo wrasse), 2998 nucleotides. Its product is annotated as prostaglandin D2 receptor 2. Gene Ontology annotation, molecular function: complement receptor activity; G protein-coupled receptor activity. Gene Ontology annotation, biological process: positive regulation of cytosolic calcium ion concentration; inflammatory response; complement receptor mediated signaling pathway. The transcript has 2 exons. NCBI's taxonomy places the organism in Eukaryota, Metazoa, Chordata, Actinopteri, Labriformes, Labridae. The coding region runs from base 154 to 1536 and encodes 460 amino acids. The record is from RefSeq and is a predicted model, not a curated record. Gene Ontology annotation, cellular component: plasma membrane.